AUGGGGUUUUCUGUGAUCCAGGAACACCACGAUGCCAUCCUGCACGCGAUUCGGCUUCGUACUCAAGGCGACUGGAAAUGUCUGGUUAUCGACGAGACCACGGAAAAAGUCAUCAAGAAUACCGUCAAAGAAGAUGACAUUCUCAGCAGUUCCGUAGCCACCAUCGAACGCAUUGAAUCGCGACGAGACCCGAACCCUGACAUGGAUGUCAUCUAUAUUCUGGCCCCAGAACCCCAUAUUGUCGAUUGCCUAAUUGCAGACUUCGAGAGGCGGCGUUACCGAAGGUCAUAUAUCAUAUGGACAAACAUGGCCGAUGGUGCACAAAAACGCAGGAUUCACGAGUUCCCGGGCGCCGCGAGCAUAAUAAUACCGUCGCAACACCAACCAAGAGAGAUACUGAACCCUGACACUCUCCUCAUCGACUUUUACCCUCGCGAAUCCCACCUGGUUGUGUUCAGAGAUCCAUGGAGCUUCCCCGUUCUCUACCAUCCGGCCUGCAACAGCUUGGUUGCCAAGCACAUGAAGGCGUUGGCGCAAAAGAUUGCUGGCGUAUGCAUUAAUAUGGGGGAAUGCCCCAAAGUCCGAUACUACCGACCGACCAAUGCCUUUCAUGAAGCCUCGGUGCUCUGCUCUCACUUAGCUAGGAUGGUGCAGGAAGAGCUCGAUGUGUAUGUGCAGUGGCACAAAGGCGAAUUUCCACCACCUUCCAAUCGACCUCCAUCAACACUUGUAAUAACCGAUCGAUCAAUGGAUCUAAUGGCGCCACUGCUGCACGAAUUCACCUACCAAGCUAUGGCACACGAUCUGCUGCCCGUCAAAGAUGGCGAAAAGGUCACCUUCCGGAGGAUGAUCGACGAAGGCACCGAGUUAGAACAGGAGGUAGAUUCCGAACUCAGCGAUAUCGACAAGGUUUGGGUCGAGACCCGACACCUUCAUAUGAAGGAUACUAUUGACAAGCUCAUCGGUGAUUUUCGCAAAUUCGUGGCGGAGAACACCAGUAAACAGAAUGAUGAAGCGCUAAGUCUCAGCGCCCUUCGAGACAUGCUAGUACGGAUGCCGCAAUUCAAGGAGCUGAAAUUGGUCUACACAUUACAUAUCGCCAUGGCUCAAGAGUGCAUGACCGCAUUCCAGAAACAAAAACUCCCAGACCUGGCAUCCGCCGAGCAAACCAUGUCCACAGGCACAGACGAGGACUACAGGAAGCCCAAAAACAUUCUCGAAACGGUUGUCGGUCUGUUGGAUGAUGAAGCAAUCACACCAGGCGAUCGCCUGCGCCUAAUUAUCAUUUAUAUCCUCUUCAGAGGCGGUAUCAUCCCAGAAGAUAUCCAGAGAUUGCUCCAACAUGCGUCUCUACCGCCACAAGACGGUGAAACCAUUGCCAAUCUAGAACUUCUAGGCGGCAAAUCAUCUCGCGCCCUCAAAGAGCCGCCGUACCUGCCUCCAUCCCUAUUCCCCAAGGAUCCCAAAACCUACCAACCAAACGAAGAGUACGCGCUAUCUCGAUACGAACCAGUUCUCAAGUCCCUGCUCGAUGAGCUCACCAAGGGCACCUUGGACCAAACCACCUUUCCCUUCUACAAACCUCCAAUGGAUCCAAACGAGGACAUCCUCGCCGCACAGGGUGGCUCUCUCCGCGCCGGACGACCAAACUGGGCCGCCGCAGGUCGUCGACCCCCUGAAAACCGCCAACGACUACUCGUCUUCAUGGCCGGCGGUGCCACAUACUCCGAAAGCCGCGUCUGCUACGAAGUCGGCCAGCAAAAGGGUCGCGACAUCGUCCUCAUCACCUCCCACAUGCUGACGCCGAGCCUCUUCCUUCGCCAAGUCUCAGACCUCGGUCGCGACAGGCGCCAACUCGACAUCCCCAUGGACAGACCGCCGCCCCGUGCCCCAGCCCACGUCUUCGAACGCCCUCCUCCUCCUCCCGGCCAACAACUUCCCCCUGGUGCCGGUCCCAGAAUGGUCGCAAAUCCGGGGCGAAGACCACCGCCCGCUGGUGGCCUCCCCGGCCGACCUGCUGUUCCUCCUGCUCCUGCCGCACCACCCGUAGCAUCAAUGUCCAACCUGAGUCUUGGCUCCAACGGCGCACCGCCCGCCAAGGACGAAAAGCCACAUAAGGAGAAGAAGAAGAGAAACUUCCUGGGCAUGAAGAAAUAG
This is a messenger RNA of Pochonia chlamydosporia 170, 2157 nucleotides long. RefSeq names its product Sec1 family superfamily. Gene Ontology annotation, molecular function: syntaxin binding. The transcript is spliced from 5 exons. Gene Ontology annotation, cellular component: secretory granule; plasma membrane. The coding region runs from base 1 to 2157 and encodes 718 amino acids. Gene Ontology annotation, biological process: intracellular protein transport; vesicle-mediated transport. NCBI's taxonomy places the organism in Eukaryota, Fungi, Ascomycota, Sordariomycetes, Hypocreales, Clavicipitaceae. The record is from RefSeq and is a predicted model, not a curated record.